ACCACAAGGUACUAAUGGAUCUGUUUGAAAUCGGAUUGUUGGUAUAAUUUGCCCAAAUAUAAGUAUAGUAAGUGAUCUGAAUUUAUUGAUUUAAACCAUAACUGUACGCACCUUACCGAAUUCUAAAGAAGAGGAGAGAUUAUUAAGUUGGGUAAAUCCGAGGCAAUGAAAUCAACGAACUAAUUUCUUCUUAAUUUCGGCAAAUUUGGUAGGCAACUCCAAUCCAAUCCAUAUCACCAACCAACAACAAACUCGAAAGCAAAGAUAUAUAGAGAGAGAGAGAGAGAGAGAGAGGAAAAAGAAGAAGAGAUUCCUAAUUUUAUUGGGUCGGCCACCAAACAAUCGAUUUACCAAUUCCAUUUUCUUCUCCUCUUCUCCAAGAUAUGCAUUUUGUUUGGUUUUGAUUUUAGGGUUUGGUUGGCAUGGCUGACCACUUGGUUCUGAAUGUGGACCGGCUGGUGAAGUCGGCAGGGGAGGGGGAGGAGGAGGAGGUUCGGAGGCCGGUGGAAAUUGCCGCCGUGGUGGUGGUGGAAGAGGAGGUGGAGGAGGGAAGUGAGGGUUCCGAUGAGGAUGAGCCGCUCAUAAACAUGGCUGAAUGCCGCAUUUGCCAGGACGAGGAUUCUGUUCAGGAUUUGGAGAUGCCUUGUGCUUGUAGUGGCAGUCUCAAGUACGCUCACAGAAAGUGUAUUCAACAGUGGUGCAAUGAGAAAGGAGACAUAACUUGUGAGAUAUGUCACAAGCUUUACCAACCUGGUUAUACCGCCCCCCCUCGUCCACCUCCUCCUGAAGAGACUGCUAUUGACAUUGGUGGUGGAUGGACAAUUUCUGGCACCCCUUUGGAUCUGAAUGAUCCUCGCCUUUUGGCGAUGGCUGAGGCAGAGCGUCACUUUUUGGAGGCUGAGUAUGAUGACUAUGCUGCUACAAAUGCCAGUGGGGCUGCAUUUUGCCGCUCAGCUGCUCUAAUUUUAAUGGCUCUUCUGCUCUUGAGGCAUGCAAUGACAGUGACAGAUCCUGAUGCUGAUGCUGAGGGAGAUGAUGAUGUAUCCACCUUCUUCUCUCUUUUCUUGCUUCGGGCGGCUGGAUUUCUUUUGCCGUGCUACAUCAUGGCCUGGGCAGUCAGUAUCUUGCAGCGUCGACGUCAAAGACAGGAAGCCGCAGCAUUGGAAGCAACACAAUUUGCAUUUGUGCUGCAGUCAGGUCAAACCAGGGGUCUACAUUUCACCAUAGCAUCGGCACCAACGGUUACUCCACGCCAAGAAACUGUCUAAUAUUCAUGGAAAACUACGAACUUGGAUUGUCGUUAUCGCCGUCAUUUGAGGAUAGUGUUUCAGCCUAUAUAUCUGGUGGUGGUGUUGAAGAGACCAUUCUCCGAUUUACUCUGUUCUUUUUUUCUUUUUCUUUUUCUUUUUUCGUGUUUAUGUAUUUGUUGUACAUGAAUGUUGCAUCUUAGCAUCAGUUGCUAUCUGUUGUCUCAUGUGCACUUUAUAUUUCUUUUAAAAAAAAAAAAUUUGUUACAUUUCUGAUAUUGAAUUGAUUGUUGAUAGAAACUUACCAAUGUUGUCAAUUUAACCA
This is a messenger RNA of Camellia sinensis, 1572 nucleotides long. Its product is annotated as RING/FYVE/PHD zinc finger superfamily protein. NCBI's taxonomy places the organism in Eukaryota, Viridiplantae, Streptophyta, Magnoliopsida, Ericales, Theaceae. Gene Ontology annotation, biological process: protein ubiquitination. Gene Ontology annotation, cellular component: membrane. The record is from RefSeq and is a predicted model, not a curated record. Gene Ontology annotation, molecular function: ubiquitin-protein transferase activity; zinc ion binding.